CAGGCUUUGCGUUAACUGAACGUGCUUUCUCAACAAGUUAUCCCUUACCCGUACUACCCGUACUAACAAUCUGCCAUGGUCGUCGAAGUUUCCGCCGCCAUCUCAGCAAACCCAUCUCCCCAGAUUCAGCUCGUCUUGAAAUGGGUAGAAGCAGCGAUUGGCAAGGACUUCGCAACGCUCGAGGCGAUCAUCACCGAUGACUACGUGCAAACUGUGCACCCUGACAAUCUCGGAGCACCUUUACACAAAGGCAAGGAACCUUUCUUGACCCACUACAAGACCGUUCUGCCUCUAUUUGUGGACUUCUCAGUUAAGAUUUUGGAGAUCAUCGAGACACCGGAUACAGUUGUGGUUCACGCCAAAGGAAGCGCAAAGACGCAGAUCAAUUAUGACUAUGAAAACGAAUACAUCAUGAUCUUCCAUAUCGUGAAGCAGCAGGAUGGACAGCUGAAGUUGUCGAGUGCCAAAGAGUUCGUAGACUCAAAGUUCAUGGCAGGGUUCAGGCAGGCUGUCGAGGCAGCGUUGACAGCAAAGAAGUGAUGAUUAUUUCAUAUUUUACGGACUUGGCAGGGCCUAUCACAAAGAUCAGCACGAGAUUAUAACAAAACCAAUACUACUUACUGAAUCGUCGUUGAGCAGGGCAAGAUGUGAUUGACAUGACAGGACCAUCAUGAAACAAACAAACAUAAAAGUAAGAUGUAGAGGCAGAGCUUGUGAUUACUUGCAAUCGGACAGAGGCUUUGAGAAUGACGUUCGAUCUGAAAACUUCCGUGACGCAGAGCCCUUCUAGAUAACGCAGCGAAGAAACAAGUACAGUACCCUGUACAAACCCAAGCUAGAGGUACAAGUACCAUAGCCAAUAACCGUUAAGC
Molecule: messenger RNA, 872 nt
Organism: Somion occarium
Lineage: Eukaryota; Fungi; Basidiomycota; Agaricomycetes; Polyporales; Cerrenaceae
Source: the annotation of a GenBank genome assembly